Molecule: messenger RNA, 3181 nt
Organism: Grammomys surdaster
Lineage: Eukaryota; Metazoa; Chordata; Mammalia; Rodentia; Muridae
Gene: Pde1c
Product: phosphodiesterase 1C
Exons: 19
Coding region: 341-2641 (766 amino acids)
Biological process (GO): signal transduction
Molecular function (GO): 3',5'-cyclic-nucleotide phosphodiesterase activity
Source: RefSeq, a predicted model, not a curated record
AACAUACCUAGAAGAAGCACGACUUCAGUGCCCGCCACUCCCUCGGGGUCCUCCAACUUCCCCCAGCCUCCAGAGAGCGGAGCGCGAAGGGGCGCGGCAGCCCGGGCCAGCCCACAGCUACACUCAGCUUUGCCAGUCCCCCUGCCGUCGCAGCUACAGCAGGCUCGGGAUGGGGCAGUGGCAGGGGCACAGGGGUUUCAUUAGGAACCUUGAUUGUUAGCUCCCAGGUCUGGGUGCCUGCAGCCGGCGUGAGCAGCUUGUACCUAGCGCGGUCUGCAGUAACAGUGCAGCGGAGGGAGGCUGGGCGCAGGCUCAAGCCAGGACUCGGGGCGCAGGAGUCAUGACGGACACCAGCCACAAGAAGGAGGGCUUCAAGAAAUGUAGGAGCGCCACUUUCAGCAUCGACGGGUACAGCUUCACCAUCGUUGCAAAUGAAGCAGGAGACAAGAAUGCCAGACCACUUGCCCGCUUCUCCCGGUCUAAGUCACAGAACUGUCUGUGGAACUCCCUCAUUGAUGGGCUCACUGGGAAUGUUAAGGAGAAGCCACGGCCAACAAUUGUCCAGGACACCCGACCCCCAGAGGAAAUUCUGGCAGAUGAAUUGCCACAGCUCGAUAGCCCAGAAGCCUUGGUGAAGACAUCCUUCAGGUUACGGUCUUUGGUCAAGCAACUAGAGCGAGGAGAGGCCUCUGUGGUAGAUCUUAAGAAGAAUCUGGAAUAUGCAGCCACAGUGCUUGAGUCUGUAUAUAUUGAUGAAACAAGGCGACUGCUGGAUACAGAGGAUGAGCUUAGUGACAUUCAGUCAGAUGCUGUGCCUUCUGAAGUUCGGGAUUGGCUGGCCUCCACCUUCACACGGCAGAUGGGAAUGAUGCUUAGGAGAAGUGACGAGAAGCCCAGGUUCAAGAGCAUCGUCCACGCAGUGCAAGCUGGGAUAUUUGUGGAGAGAAUGUACAGACGGACAUCAAACAUGGUUGGGUUGAGCUAUCCACCAGCUGUAAUCGACGCAUUGAAGGAUGUGGACACGUGGUCUUUUGACGUCUUUUCCCUCAAUGAGGCCAGUGGAGAUCAUGCGUUGAAGUUCAUUUUCUAUGAAUUACUCACACGUUAUGACCUGAUCAGCCGUUUUAAGAUACCCAUUUCUGCACUUGUCUCAUUUGUGGAGGCCCUCGAAGUGGGUUACAGCAAGCACAAAAAUCCUUACCAUAACCUGAUGCAUGCCGCUGAUGUCACACAGACUGUGCAUUACCUCCUUUAUAAGACAGGAGUAGCAAACUGGCUGACAGAGCUGGAGAUCUUUGCAAUAAUCUUCUCGGCUGCCAUCCACGACUAUGAACAUACUGGAACUACCAACAAUUUCCACAUUCAGACACGGUCAGAUCCAGCUAUCCUGUACAAUGACAGAUCUGUACUGGAAAACCACCACCUGAGUGCAGCCUACCGGCUUCUACAGGAAGACGAAGAGAUGAACAUUCUAGUCAACCUCUCAAAAGAUGACUGGAGGGAGUUCCGAACUUUGGUAAUUGAGAUGGUAAUGGCCACAGAUAUGUCCUGUCAUUUCCAGCAAAUCAAAGCCAUGAAGACAGCCCUGCAGCAACCAGAAGCAAUUGAAAAGCCAAAAGCCUUAUCCCUCAUGCUGCACACAGCCGACAUCAGCCAUCCUGCGAAAGCAUGGGACUUACACCACCGUUGGACCAUGUCUCUCCUGGAGGAGUUCUUUAGACAGGGUGACAGAGAAGCAGAGCUGGGGCUGCCAUUUUCUCCUCUGUGUGACAGAAAGUCAACCAUGGUUGCUCAGUCACAAGUGGGUUUUAUUGACUUCAUCGUGGAACCUACCUUCACUGUGCUCACGGAUAUGACCGAGAAGAUUGUGAGUCCAUUAAUUGACGAAAGCUCCCAGACUGGUGGGACAGGCCAGAGGCGAUCAAGUUUGAACAGCAUCAACUCAUCAGAUGCAAAGAGGUCAGGUGUCAAGAGUUCUGGGUCAGAAGGAAGUGCUCCCAUCAACAAUUCUGUCAUCCCUGUUGACUAUAAGAGUUUUAAAGCCACUUGGACCGAGGUGGUGCAGAUCAAUCGGGAGCGAUGGCGAGCCAAGGUACCCAAAGAAGAGAAAGCCAAAAAGGAAGCUGAAGAGAAGGCUCGCCUGGCUGCUGAGGAAAAGCAAAAGGAAAUGGAAGCCAAAAGCCAAGCUGAACAAGGCACAACCGGCAAAGCUGAGAAAAAGACAUCAGGAGAAGCAAAAGGCCAAGCCAACGCAACACGCAAGGGUGACAACCCUCGUGGGAAGAACUCCAAAGGCGACAAGGCAGGCGAAAAGCAGCAGAAUGGUGACUUGAAAGACAGUAAAAAUAAGGCAGACAAGAAGGAUCACUCUAACACCGGAAAUGAGUCAAAGAAAACAGAUGGUACCAAGAAACGUUCUCACGGCUCACCUGCUCCAAGCACUAGUUCCACAAGUCGUGUUACCUUGCCAGUCAUCAAGCCUCCUUUGCGUCACUUUAAGCGUCCUGCUUAUGCAUCUAGCUCCUACGCACCUUCUGUUCCAAAGAAAACUGAUGAUCAUCCCGUAAGGUACAAGAUGCUGGAUCAGCGGAUCAAGAUGAAGAAGAUCCAGAACAUCUCUCAUCACUGGAACAAAAAAUAGGGCAAGUAUAAGAACAGAGGGAGUGGAGGAGGACCUGCCUGCCUGCCUGCCUGCCUCUCAGCACCUACUAGAUGCACCAGGACACACCUCCAAAGUCAUGCAGCUGGCACUACUGUGACUGACCGUGAAAGUCAAAGUGAAAUCUGCCUGAGAUUCCCCUUGGUCGUUUUCUUAUAGAUGCACCAGAUACACUACAUUUGAGGUCAAUCAAGACUCCAGCAAAAGCUAGUAAAUGGUAGAUUGAUUUGAUUUUACUGUGUAGGCCUUUAACAGUCUUAAGUUGUACCCAAAUUAAAAAUGAUACAUCUUAUCCUGAAAAUUAAAUUCUUCCCACUGCCCUAUUUUCAUCCCCAAGAGAUGAUGUACCCUGACAUGAACACUGCCUCAAUAACUAUCAGGGGUAAGAAAUGUACUUCUAAAAGUAACUUUUCCAAUUAAAAUUAUAUUAUUUUGUGAAAUUAAAAUGUGAUUAAAAUAUAAACACCAAUUUCCCCUUUAUUUUCCCUUCUUCCAAGCCCUUAUGUACACACUUGUUCUCUC